GGCCAAUGCGACCUUCACGCCACUCCCGUCGGUUAUGGGCCGCGGGAGUGUGGGUGGGACAUGCCCAAGUUUGCACCUUUUUUUAAAGGCCCAGUCGGUUACCGGUGAUCUUUUCAUUGGACAAGACGGCUCGACGGCCACGGCUGGGUAGGAUUGAGUGGCCUGGGCCUCCACCAUCCAAGGCAGCAGCAUGGAGCCGCCGAGUCUUGAGCAGUUCUUGAGCCUUAUAAUAGUGAGGAUGCCGUGGGCUGGUCCACUGGUCCGGUCCGUCGUCUACCCUAGUUGAGUCCACCUGAAAAAGCUUACUAGGACUCGAAGAGUGAUACCCUCGUACCGCUAGGACUAGACGAGAUUUCCGAGGCACCCACUUCUCAGUACCUUAUCUCUCCCAUACAUAAACAACAUUCCCUCCCGUCUAUCUCUAUUGAUCCCUCGUCGUCUUCUACCGGAAACAACACACACCUCUUCUUGACUUUGAGACAAGAACCGCGACAAUGCUUCGACCCAUCACCCACGGCCUCCGCGGCCUCUCGUUCCUCAUGGCUCUCGUCGUCCUGGCCCUCGCGGCGAACCUGAUCGCGAUCCAGGUGUACGGGACGCCGCCCGUGACGACGCGCUACUGCACCUUUACGGGCGGCUUCGGCAUGAUCGUGGCCGCCGUGACCACCGUGUGCACCAUCUUCCUGUCCUCCACCGUACCGGAGCUCGUCCCCAUCGUGCUGGACGGCCUGGCGGGGCUCUUCUUCCUCGGCGGCGGCAUUGCAUGGGCCUACAGCCUCAAAGACACGGCCAACUGCAGCAACUACGACCAGAUGCUCCUCAACCCGCUGCUGAACCAGGGCUCGCUGACGGUCGGCGACCGGACGGCCUACGGCGUGGUGGGCAGCGACGACGACGUCGAGACCGUCAUGAACCGCCUCAAGGGCAACUGCCAGCGCGCCCAGGCCGACGAGGUCAUCCAGUUCAUCUGCUUCGGCAUCGGCAUCGCCCUGGUCGCCAUCGGCCUGGUGCAGAUGCGCCGGGGUCUUGGGGGCGGCGCGAGGCGAACCGGCGCGUAUGUGUAGGUUCGUUCGUUCGUUGGUGAGAGGUAGUGCGGCGGGGGAUUGGGGGCCGGGAUUGGGUUGGAAUUAGGGGCUGGGCUUGGGUUGGCGCUGAUAAUAACGGGAGCGGCAAUGGAAGAGGGCUUGGACUUGACGUUAAUGACUUUGGGAAGCUUGGAUGGAUGAAUGAAGUUCGUGAUACCAGGGUAGUUAGAUACCACAACACAGCCACACAUAGCUGGGACGUAAUAGAAAGAGGAAAUCAUUAAU
This is a messenger RNA of Chaetomium fimeti, 1310 nucleotides long. Its product is annotated as marvel domain-containing protein. Lineage: Eukaryota; Fungi; Ascomycota; Sordariomycetes; Sordariales; Chaetomiaceae. The coding region runs from base 495 to 1064 and encodes 189 amino acids. The transcript has 3 exons. Gene Ontology annotation, cellular component: plasma membrane; eisosome. Gene Ontology annotation, biological process: protein localization to plasma membrane; eisosome assembly. The record is from RefSeq and is a predicted model, not a curated record.